AUGGGAGCCAGGCAGUCCGGUGGCCGCUGCAAGGACAAGGGGACUGGGCUCCUGCGGGGGAGGCAGAAGUCCUUCCCGUGGGAAGAUGCCCUGCUCCCGGGGAGGGACCCGCGGUGUCUGCUGAAGCAGGGCCUGCGGCAUGUCAGUUUCAGCUUGGUCACCAAGGGCAUGACGGACGCGCCCGACUUCCUGUGGGGCCUCUCGGAGGUGCAGAAGCUCAACCUGUCCCACAACCAGCUCCGGGCCCUGCCGCCCGAGGUGGGGAAGCUGACGCGGCUGGUGGUCCUGAACUUGUGCGGGAACCGCCUGAAGAGCCUGCCUCGGGAGGUCAGCCUCCUGCAGAACCUCAAGGUCCUGUUCGUCCACAUGAACUGCCUGACAGAGUUACCGGCUGAGCUGAGCGCCUGCAAGAACCUGGAGGUCCUGAGCCUGUCGCACAACUGCCUGUCCCAGCUCCCCGCCAGCUUCGCCGACCUCUCCCGACUGCGGAAGCUGAACCUCAGCCACAAUCGCUUCGCCCACAUCCCCGUCUGCGUCUUCUCGCUCCGAGAGCUGGAUUUCCUGCACGUGGGCUCCAAUCGCCUGGAGAACAUCGCCGAGAGCAUCCAGUGCCUGGCCAGCCUGCAGAUCUUCAUUGCCGAGAGCAACAGCAUCCGCGCCUUCCCGCGCUCCCUCUGCCUGCUCACGAGCCUGGAGCUGCUGAACGUGAGCAACAACCACAUCCAGACCCUCCCAGACGAGCUCUACCUGCUGUGCAGACUGACUCGGAUCGCCUGGAACCCCAUGGACAAAGGGCUCCACAUUUCCCGUAACCCUUUAGCCAAGCCUCUCCCGGAGCUGGUGGAGGGGGGUCUGGAAAUGCUCUUCAGCUACCUAAAGGACAAAAAACACCCCUGA
Camelus dromedarius (Arabian camel) is the source of this 897-nucleotide messenger RNA. RefSeq names its product leucine rich repeat containing 30 (gene LRRC30). The transcript has a single exon. Lineage: Eukaryota; Metazoa; Chordata; Mammalia; Artiodactyla; Camelidae. Gene Ontology annotation, molecular function: protein binding. The record is from RefSeq and is a predicted model, not a curated record. The coding region runs from base 1 to 897 and encodes 298 amino acids.